AUGUCAGCUGUCCGUCUCCUCAAUACGAUAUGGAAGAAAACAAAAUUUAGUAGGCCGUACGUCAUUGGUAUGGUACACGUGCCAGCACUGCCCGGUACACCAAACAACUCUCUUUCUCCAGAUGAAAUAGUGUCCAAAGUAAAAGAAGAGACUAAAAUUUAUGCAGAAGCGGAAAUUGAUGGUAUUAUGGUGGAAAACAUGCAUGACAUUCCGUACGUUCAAGAGCCGCAACUCUCACCAGCUGUUACUGCAUGUAUGACUCGUGCUUGUAUGGCUGUUAAUGAAGUACUUGGCAGUUCAGCGAAGAAUUAUGGUCGGGGUAUCCAAGUACUAGCAGCAGCUAAUCAUCAUGCAGUUGCUAUCGCUCAAGCAUGUGAUUUUGACUUUAUCCGGGCUGAAUGUUAUACUUUUGCCCAUGUCGCUGAUGAAGGCAUAAUGUCUGCGUGUGCUGGUGAACUACUGCGUUACAGGCGACAGAUUGGAGCCAGCAACGUCGCAGUUCUCGUUGAUUUAAAGAAAAAGCACUCUUCGCAUGCGAUCACAAAUGAUUUGUCAAUUGGAGACGUUGCUAAAGCAUGUGAAUUCUUUUUGGCAGAUGGGCUAAUUAUCACGGGUUCAUCUACAGGUCGUCCUGCUAAUCCUGAGGAGAUUGAAGAGGUCAAAAAGCAGUCCAAACUUCCUGUAUUUAUUGGUUCUGGAAUGACAGUUAGAAAUCUUAGCAAUUUUCUUCAAGCAGAUGGUUUUAUCGUCGGUUCUUACUUUAAAAAAGAUGGUGAUUGGCGGAAUAGUCUAGACAGUACAAAAGUAAAGGCUUUUAUGGAACAAAUACACUGUGUGAAACGUCGCUAG
Messenger RNA from Enterobius vermicularis (human pinworm), 849 nucleotides. NCBI's taxonomy places the organism in Eukaryota, Metazoa, Nematoda, Chromadorea, Rhabditida, Oxyuridae. The record is from the annotation of a GenBank genome assembly.